This is a messenger RNA of Fomitopsis serialis, 1294 nucleotides long. RefSeq lists its product as uncharacterized. The record is from RefSeq and is a predicted model, not a curated record. Lineage: Eukaryota; Fungi; Basidiomycota; Agaricomycetes; Polyporales; Fomitopsidaceae. Bases 146 to 1120 code for a protein of 324 amino acids. The transcript has 14 exons.
CCAACGCUGGUCGUUGGAAUCAUGUCCCCUUCUGUCCUCCUAUGAUAACUACGUUGCAGGAACUAUCAUCAGGGGCUCUCCACAAUCGUAACUAGCGAGCGACUCACUUGCCCUGUCCUCUGUGACGCUCAAGCAGGCAGGUGAAAUGGCCCUCAACCAGGAGAAGGUCGUCAUUUUGGCAGGGCCUAAGCUGCUCGGAUACUUCUUUAACUGGGCCCUACUUGGCGUACUAACGAUUCAAACCUAUCUCUACCAUGUAAAUUUCCCCCACGAUCCGCUCGUUCUCCAAUGCCUGGUGUACGGCAUGCUCGCAUUCGAAUUGGUCCAAACUGGGCUCGUAACCGGCGUAGCAUUCGAGAUAUUCGUCUACAACUACGGAGACACGAACAGCUUGACGAAGAUCUACUACGCGUGGUUCUUCGUCGCGGUCAUGUGUGCGAUCGUGUCUGUCACCGUGCAGCUGUUCUUCGCGUGGCGGAUCUACGUACUCGCUAGAUCUCGCAUUGUCGCAGGGGUCAUAGCCCUGCUUUCUCUGCUACAAGCAUGCGCCGGCAUAUCUCUAGGAGUCUUGCUCAAAGACACACCUUCGACGGCGGACGUGACGGCAUCUCAUCAAGUCGUCAUCGUGUUGAACUUAUGGGUCGUCGGUAGCGCGGUGGUCGACGCACUGAUUGCCGUGACAAUGACAAUACUGAUGUUGAGACUGCGUCGCGGCACUACGUAUAAGCAUACAGAGAGAAUGAUCAACAAGGUCAUACGAUUAGUGGUAGAAACAGGCACACUCACGGCUGGAGUGGCUAUUGUAACGCUGGUUCUGUGCCUACGACUGCCGGGAACACAAUACUAUGAGACAACCAUCUAUGUCCUCACAAAGCUGUACGCAAACACGUUCCUGGCCAACCUGGUCAGCCGUGCAUUCCUCGAAUCGCCCGACGCGGGAAGCGUGGCGACCAGGCCCAUAAGCUUCGCCUUCCCAGCCGCAAGAGACACCGAAAGCUCAGGAAACAUCACGACACUGGAAGCGGGCGCGGGCGAUGGUCCGGGAGAUCGCUUGCCGGAUGCGAUGAAAGACCACGAGAAGAAGACCAUGCCUGUAGCCUUGAUUGAUACGGAGUCAUAGCUCGAGUACGGUGAACGGCUCUCGCUGCGUCUCGACAACCAGUCAUGGACGUAGAUGUACUACCUCACGGAUUGUAUAAGUAGGGAGGAUACUUAUUCUGCGAUGUUCUUGCGUCGUCAUGCGAGGCAUGGCUGCUAAUGCUCCAACACUGUACAGUUAUCUCCGAAAUACGAA